Messenger RNA from Momordica charantia (bitter melon), 1552 nucleotides. Its product is annotated as RNase P Rpr2/Rpp21 subunit domain protein. NCBI's taxonomy places the organism in Eukaryota, Viridiplantae, Streptophyta, Magnoliopsida, Cucurbitales, Cucurbitaceae. Gene Ontology annotation, biological process: RNA processing. The record is from RefSeq and is a predicted model, not a curated record.
UGAUCCAGCAGAGCAAAGCUGUGCGUUUUGCUCUGUCAUCGCCGUUUCCGACUUUCACAUUGCGCGCUCUACGCCGGCCGCCGACUCUCACUGCUUUUCUUCCCCGCGCCGGUCGCUCCUUUUUCUCUCUCUCUCUGUUUAUUUUUGUCGAGGAAUGUUGCAAACUUUUCAGUAGAUUUAGCUGAAUUUCUAUUCGCGACAUGGCGAAGAAGAACAGGGGAAAGAAGAAAAUAGGAGCAUCUAACUCCACACCCGGUCGUCCUCAAGAUUCGAUCACCCUCAGACAGGAAAAGACUGGAAAAAUCCAGCCCAAACCCUACAACAAUGUCAAAAUUUAUUUGAGCCACUUGGAAAACCUAGCGACUUGGGCCAGUGGGCAGGCCUCUAUACCUUCAUUGGCUGCUUUCUUCGGGCGGCGCUUUGCCGCUGCUGCGGAUUCUUCAGGUGUCGUUCCCGACGCCUCUCUAUUUCUUUGCCAGAGGUGUGAAACAAUUCUCCAACCUGGCUCUAACUGCUCCAUACGAAUUGAAAAGAAUAAAGCAAAGAGACGUCGGAAGCACAACAAAUGCAGUAACUUGACACAGAACAAUUUGGUGUAUUAUUGCCACUACUGCUCAUGUAGGAACAUAAAGAGAGGGACUCCCAAAGGCCAUAUGAAAGUGCGUUAUGCACAAAAAUCCAAAGCAGUUGAAGAAUCAGAGCCUAUAGAAUCUAAAAGCAAGGUGAAAGUUUUGAAUGUCAGGCGUGGUAAAGAAUGUGAGGCAACUGCAGUGCAGAUGACAACAGAGAUCCUUACUAUUGAUGCUCCUAUGAUUCCUUCUCCAACAACUAGAGAGAUUGGUACUAUUGAUGCUCCCAUAGCUCCUCCUACAACUGGGGAUACUCUUGUCGUUGGUGCUUCUGCAAUUCUGCCUCCUAGAAUGGAGGACAUUCUUAUCAUCAAUGCUCCUGCAACUCCUCCCACUGUGAGCGGAACGACUCUGUCAAAAUCGCAGAAGAGGAAAAAGAGGAAAUUAGCAGCUAAGAAUCAAACUGGACCCGAAAAUAGCUGUGCUCCAACUGACUCGGAGAAGAAAACUGGGGACAUUCCUACUGUUGAUGCUCCCGCAACUCCUCCAGCCAUGAUCGGAAUGACUCUGCUGGAAUCAAAGAAGAGGAAAAGGAAGAAACCGUCAUCUAAGAAUCAAACUGAACCUGAAAGUAGCUGUGCUCCAACAGCAGAAGGAGAUAAAACUGAAGGCACAUCCAAAAGAAAGCGGAAAAGAAAAUCAUGGACAAGUUUGAAGGAAAUCGCCCAGACAAAUGAACAGAGUGGUAAACAGAACGUGACUGAUUUUCCAAUUCCAUUUUCCUUACAAGGCACUUUCUAAAGGCCAAGUACACAAAUUGUUUGUCUCAGCUUAUUAUUGAAUCAAAACUGUAAAUUGACGAAUUAAUUUUAUUUUAUACCUUGUGUUUCAUCAUCUGUCUGUGGUCUUCAAAUGGGGUGAUUUGAAUUUGUCAUUGCAGACUCAUUGAGAGUCUUGAUCUUCAAAUUAGAUUUUUCUAAGAA